AGUACAUAGUUAUCCUUGCUUGCUUUACAGUGGUCGCUGUUAUUGACAGUUAUUUAAAGAAUACAAUGGUAUUUGACUGGUAAAUAAUGUAAUCAAGAGGGGGUUAUCCAAUCACGGAUUGUCAGAAACACAUGGCAAGCAACUUGAAAUUUAGUUUUUGAGGCGCACCAUGGCAGCUCGCUCAAGCUACAAUGAAGAGAGGAAUCUCCUUCGCAUCCGAGAGUGGGAGAGGCGAAACCAGGAAGGCCUCCAGGAGAAGGAGUUCUACCAGGAGAACGUUCCCCUCUUUGGGGAACCCUACAAGACAAACAAAGGAGAUGAGCUUUCCGGCCGUAUACAGAGGAUGCUGGGUAGUUAUGAAGAUGUGAAAAACCCCAACUCUCAUCUGUGUUUGGACAGUAGCUUCUCUAAUGACCCUCCAUCUCACGUCACCAAAACAUAUAGGCGGCCAUCUCACAGCCGAGACAGAGUGAAGCCUCCAUUCCAGAACACUCCUCUGUACAGGGCAGGCCAGAGUGGUAGUGGUGGUCCCUCCAUUAGCAGUCAAACUUCUCAGCCUCUGAAGAGGCUCCCUGGUCCCUCCUCCCACACCCAGUCCUCACUGGGUCUCAGUCAAGGCCAGGCCAGCCCUGAUCCCAUCCAGGGGAAAGCUGAACCCUGCCCCUGGCCAGACCUGAGGGAGUGUGCCAGUCUUACUCUGGUCCUCUCCACCCUAACCCCCCCAGCUGAGCCCUUAUCCCCCCUACAUUCCAGUGACCCCAGCGACUCUGAGCCCCAGGACACCCCCGACAGGCACCAAGGAUCCCCCCUGCACCCCAACUCCCCUGUCCCAAUGGAGGGGUCCCGUCUUGAUGACCCCCAGAGAGACAUCCCACUUCUGGCCAUCGAGGGAGCAACAACCCUGCCCUCUCAGACAUUCCCUCUACCACUGGCCUCUAAACUAAACCUGGUCAUGCCCCAGAAGCCCACAGCCUACGUCCGGCCCAUGGACGGCCAGGACCAGGUGACCAGCGAGUCUCCGGACCUCAAGCCCUCUCCUGAAGGCUUCCAUGGACAGUCUUAUCAUGAACCCUUACCAGACUUGAAAAGCACCAAGCCCAGCCUUUCCAAACUGAAGAUUCCAUCACACUCUAUAGAGACUCUGUCAAAUGAAGCUCACUGUGUGGAGGACAUUCUGAGGGAAAUGACCCACUCCUGGCCUCCUCUCCUGACUGCCAUCCACACACCCAGCACAGCUGAGCCCUCCAAGUUCUCCUUCCCAGUCAAGGAAGCACAGCAUGUCCCACCUGCAUUUCCAGGACAAAAACACUAUGGAUCACCUCCACUAGCCCCUUCCUCCACACUCAUCUGUCAACAGAGCUCAUCUACGGUUGUAGCAACACAUUCCAGUGGGGUGGAGUCAGCCAGCUCCAAUGACUCCGAGAGCAGCUCAGGGUCAGACUCAGACAGUGAGAGCAGUGAGAGUGGGACAGAGGAGGCCCCACAACCCCUCAGGAGCAGCAGCCCACCAGUACCCAAGGCUGAAGGCCCCGUGGUGACUAACUGGCAGCUGAAUAACUGGAUCAGAGUGAGCCAGCAGAACCCCAUCACAGAGAGCCAGAGUGACACUGUCCAAAGCCCUCUACCGAAACAGCAGCAGAGCCAUGACUCAGAGGAGGCCAUUCCUCCCAGGGACUACAAAUCCCACACACCACCACAAUACCCAGAGUUCAGCGAUAGUGAAGCCAAACCUCCAGGCAGUGAGGACAUUGCCUGCAAACAGCAUGUCCGCCACAAGUCCCCGGCCGCCUCACAUGUUGGGGACAGCAGCAGCAGCAGCCAGAGAAAAACUGUGGGGAACAAACACCCCUCCAGACCAGUUAAGGCUCCCCGUCCUGAGGACUCCCAGGCUGGGCUGCGGGUGGAGAGUGUGGAGGUGGCCCCCCGCGACAAAGACCCCUCGUUCACAGACAGGCCAAAGGUCAAAACGAAAACCGGGCACAGCAGCAAGAGUGGCAGCGCCAUAACGGACAGUAAGAAGUCUGCCAAGCGCAACUCUUUGGAGAAGAGGAAGACUAAACUACCAGAGUCUGGAAGCAGUGGUCCCAAGAUGACUCUGAUGCUGGACUGUAAGAGGGAGAGGUCUCGCAGUCCCAGCCCUGCCCGGGUGGUGGAAACCUCCGUCAGUGUCAGGAAAGAGACCCUCCCGGCCCCUCAGAAGGGCCAGAAAACGCCCAGGAGCUACUCUGCAGCUGCAGCACACCAGGCCAAACGGGAGUCCUCAGCCAAAGCUUCCAGGGCCCCCCAGGGACCUCCACAUGCCCUGCUGGUAAAGAUUGAGCUCAAUCUGCUGUCCAGGGUCCCUCCCCAGGGCUCCAGGCCUUCUCAGGGAGGCCAGGAACCAACCAGCAGGAAGAGACCCAACACAGCCCCAGAGAUUGGAGAUGGCGACCCUGCUUUCCCCAUCACUACCAAAGUCUGCAAAAAGAGACCGGCUGAGAAGGAUGUGAAAUCCCUGCCAAGGAAGAAGCCAAAACUGGAGAAAGAUCGCAAGCACUCCUCUUCAUGUCCUGGUUCCUGCAAGUCUGCGACGCCCAAGAACCCUGGAGAGGAGGAGGAGAGGAAGCGGUCUAAGAAGGGGGCUUCUGUCCCUCUGCAAGACCCUGGGAAAGAGCCGGGGGUGCGCAAGCGGCAUGCAGGGGAGGCCCCAGAGCCCAACGCUGCCUCAGCAGCCAAAAGCAGGGACAGGGAGGCCUCCACCCCCGUCAAACACAAGAAGGGAACUGGGAAACGACACACAGAGCAUUCCAAGACUGGCAAGGCCCCCAAGAGCAGCUUUGCCUUCUCUGUGCCUGCCCAGCCCACCGGGGGUUCCCUGUCCUCCAGACCCCUGCUCAAGGUCGAGGACAGGCAGCACCCAGUAGAGUAUCAUAUGAAGGAAGCCAAAAAACUCAAGCACAAAGCAGAUGCCACGUCUGAUAAGGUGGGCAAAGCUUUCAACUACCUCGAUGCUGCCAUGUCCUUUGUGGAGAGCGGCAUCGCUAUGGAAACAGAUCCCCAUACCCCGAAGUCGGCAUAUACGAUGUUCGCUGAAACCUUGGAUCUAAUAAGGUUCAUACUGAAACUGAAGGGUUCUGUGGACCCCUCUGCCCCUGUUACAGACAAGGAUUUUACAAUUUUAUGUAUGAGGUGCCAGUCCCUUCUACAGAUGGCCAUGUUUCGCUACAAAAGAGAAACGGCACUUAAGUAUUCAAGGACCCUCACAGAUCAUUUCAAGAGCUCCUCCAAGUCUGCAGCUCCCUCCCAAUGUGUCUCAAAGUAAGUAUUUUACCUAGUGUUUGUCCUCUGCGCAGCCUUUUCCCUUUGUGUGUCCUGUCUCCUGCUUUUGCAUUUAGUCAGAAUUAUUAGAGUUAUAGCUUGAUUUCCUGUACAAACUAUUUCUCUCAUAGGGUGUCCAAUCAAACACAUAUUUUGACCAAUGAGUAAAUUAACCUCAUGUCUAUAUAACAAUCCGUUCAAAAGUCAUUGGAGUUUUUACCCUUGUAGGAUGGCUAAAAUUAGGGUGACUAAAUCAAUGGAGGCUAGACGAGGGGAAAAAGUGGUAAAAUAGCAACUUUCUUUUCUAAUCCGGAGGACAUAAGAAUAUAGAGAUGCUAGAAAUCGAUUUUUAGACAUGACAUGUAUUUUCAUAUUUUAGUA
Molecule: messenger RNA, 3678 nt
Organism: Salvelinus sp. IW2-2015
Lineage: Eukaryota; Metazoa; Chordata; Actinopteri; Salmoniformes; Salmonidae
Product: AF4/FMR2 family member 1-like
Biological process (GO): regulation of gene expression
Cellular component (GO): super elongation complex; nucleus
Source: RefSeq, a predicted model, not a curated record